AUGUCAAGUCCAAACGAUAGCUUAUCUAAUAACUACAGUUCUUCACCUAGCAAACAGAACCGUCUAUCCCAUUUACGGAAAGACGAUUUCGAGGACGCCAGCGACGAGUACAAGGCAGAGUUGCUAAGAAAGCACUUGGUUUCAAAGGAGGAGAGGAAUAAAUCAAACUCAAACUCACACUCACCCUAUCAGAAUAGUCAGCCUGACAAUAACAACACGUCCACAGACGAUAUAGAAGAGCCAGAGGAGGAGUUCUCUGCACCUUUAGACGUCCCAGGCGCUGAUAUCACUCAUCAUUUAUACGCAUGGGAGAGACAACAUAGAAAUUCAACUUCUACACGCCCUAGGAGCAUGUCUUUUUCGAACGUGCAAUCUGCUAUAGAGUCACAAUCUGAGACUGAAAUCGACCAUUCUUUGGGAUAUUUACGUCAUCCUGGCGGAUUUAGACGACACCAUAUAGUGAACAAAGCAAGAGAGAGAGGUGAUGAAGAGCCUGAAAUUGCUAGUACAACAUUUGUUGAUUACCUGCUCCUCUUUGGUCAUUUCGCUGGUGAAGAGUUAGAGGAAAUUGAAGAGUUGAGCGAGGAGGAUAGAGACGAGGCUGUCAGAGGUCGCAGUGAGCGUGAUUCUCUUUUACCUAAACCAAUACCAGUAAGGAGGAGGUCAACUUCAACUGCAAGGCGUGGUACAGCUAGUAUCACCCAGGCUGUUUUGAUGCUCUUAAAGUCCUUCAUAGGUACUGGUAUACUCUUCCUUGGUCGCGCUUUCUUAAAUGGUGGUCUUUACUUUUCGACCGCGGUAAUUAUUAUUAUCGCACUCCUGAAUAUGUGGGCAUAUAUAUUGCUUAUACACACCAGUUACAAAAUACCUGGCUCAUUUGGAGACAUCGGUGGUAUACUAUAUGGUAACAAAAUGAGAUUAGCUAUAUUGGCUUCAAUAACAAUUUCACAAAUGGGUUUCGUAUCAGCAUACACCGUAUUCGUUGCUGAAAACCUCCGAGCUUUCGUUAUAGCAGUUAGCGAAAGUAAUCUCAAUCUACCAACGAUGCUCUUCAUUGUGAUGCAAAUACCUAUCCUUACGCCAUUAGCAUUAUAUAGAAACUUAACAAAAUUAUCGUUGACUGCUCUUAUAGCAGAUGCGUUCAUUUUGAUUGGGAUAGUUUACUUAUUUGGACAAGAAUCAGCAGUUUUAUUAGAAAAGGGUAUUGCGAAGGAUGUCGUUUUAUUCAAUUCUAAAUCUUAUCCAUUAUUCAUGGGUACAGCUGUAUUCGCCUUUGAAGGUAUAGGAUUGAUAAUACCAGUUAUGGAAUCAAUGAAAGAACCAAAGAAAUUUCCAUACGUUUUAUCAGGUGUUAUGGUAGUACUUACAAGUUUAUUCGCAGGUUCUGGAUUUUUAGGUUAUGCUGCCUUCGGUAGUCAGAUAAAAACGGUCGUCAUUUCUAACCUCCCACAAGACGACAAAUUCGUACAAAUAGUUCAAUUCCUCUACUCUAUCGCUAUAUUACUGAGUAUACCCCUGCAAUUAUUCCCAGCUGUUAGAAUUAUGGAAGCUGGUUUGUUUGUUAGAUCAGGUAAAUUCAGUAACAAAGUAAAGUGGAAGAAGAACUUGUUUAGACUACUUAUAGUCUUUAUUUGCAUAGUCGUUAGUAUACUUGGUGCAAAUGAUUUGGAUAAGUUUGUUUCAUUAAUUGGAUCUUUGGCUUGCGUACCGCUUUGUUUCAUUUAUCCACCUUUAUUACAUCUUAAAGCAUGCGCAAGAUCAACAUACGUUAAGGCUGCUGAUAUCGCUAUGUUGAUAUUUGGCGUUCUCCUCGUCGUUUUCACUACUACACUCACGAUUGCUUCAAUAUUAGCUGAAGCCUGA
Wallemia mellicola CBS 633.66 is the source of this 1863-nucleotide messenger RNA. RefSeq lists its product as hypothetical. Gene Ontology annotation, molecular function: amino acid transmembrane transporter activity. The record is from RefSeq and is a predicted model, not a curated record. Gene Ontology annotation, biological process: amino acid transmembrane transport. The coding region runs from base 1 to 1863 and encodes 620 amino acids. The transcript has 6 exons. Lineage: Eukaryota; Fungi; Basidiomycota; Wallemiomycetes; Wallemiales; Wallemiaceae.